This is a messenger RNA of Penicillium brevicompactum, 1836 nucleotides long. RefSeq names its product phosphotransferase family protein. The coding region runs from base 1 to 1836 and encodes 611 amino acids. The transcript has a single exon. Gene Ontology annotation, cellular component: mitochondrion. Lineage: Eukaryota; Fungi; Ascomycota; Eurotiomycetes; Eurotiales; Aspergillaceae. The record is from RefSeq and is a predicted model, not a curated record.
AUGACCGUUAUGAAACUUAUCUCUUGUCCGGCUGGGGGUGAUGCAUACAGCAUUCCCUCGCCACCCAUUACCAUCACUCAACCCCCACAAAACGAGAAAUGCCACUCUAUUGCUGAGAUCUACCAGCCCAUCGAUGUGGAUCACGAUCCAGCCACUCCGAAGCAACACACUGAUAUCGACAGCGAAACCUCCACUCCUACUGAUUCAAUUAUCAUGGAGUCUGAUACUGAAACUCCGCACCAGUCCACCGACACAGAGGCCAACAUUCCAACCACUGCUCUUGUUGUUGAUGAGGAUUCCCCUGGGUCUUCUCCUCUGCAGCUCAGCGAGACCAGUGACGAGGCCCCUGUCACCAACCCUCCUGGCAAUGUGGAGCCUGAUGCAGCCACCCAGAAGCAAGACCACAAGCUUCACAACGAGACAACCAAUACUACAAACUCGGACUUCAGCCAAGAGGGGCUUGAGUGGUCACCAGCCGGCUUUUGCGGAAGUCUCGUACCCAAGUGGACCAGAGAGCCUGACAUGGAAGCCAUCAAACAGACAGUGCAGUAUCUCUACCCAGCAAGCACAGUCAAGAUUGAAUUUCUUGGCCAAGGAGCAUUUAACAAAAUCUACACUGCCACCGUUGAUGGAAAGGAGUUUGUCAUGAAAGUCGCAUUGCCCGUGGACCCGUGGUACAAAACCGAGAGUGAAGUCGCAACUAUGAGAUUUGUCCGCAAAACCACAAACCUUCCAGUCCCGGAAGUCUUCGCCUAUCAGUCAUCCCGGGACAAUCCCAUUCGUUUUGAGUGGAUCUUAAUGGAAAAGAUGCCAGGGAAGCCUUGUCGUGAAGUUUGGAGAGAUCUUCCGUGGGAAGCGAAGGAGCGCAUGGUCCGUCAACUUGCACAAGCCCAGGCCGCCCUGUUUCAACACAAAUUCGAGGGAAUCGGAAGCUUAUAUGAGCCUUCUUGGAGUUGCGAUACUAUCCCCACUCCAGGGCGUCCAUCCCCUCAAGUUCCAAUCAAAGAUAACAACACCCUCAACUCAUUGCAGUACAGCACAGAUGGUGCUUCAGACUGGCCCAGCGAUGGUCCUUCGAAGCGUUCUUUGAGUGGCGUGGAUCGGAUUGUUUCCAUUCCAUUCUUCUGGGGCCCUCAUCUCCAGCAACAAAUUCCUCGAGGUCCAUUUGACUCAAGUCAGCACUGGAUCACUGCUCGCCUGGCGAUCAUCCGAAAUGAGUUCGAACCAGUAGUCAAGCGACUUUCAGUUGGUGAGCUUAGUCGACUCGAGGAAUGCGACAAGAUAGACGGCGAAAACACUUUGAAGAGGAUGGAAAAGCUCGGUACCCUGCUUCCUCGCAUGCAGCAGAUGCAGGAUGAUUCCCGGCCGUCGGUCAUUUUCCACGACGAUCUCUCACGGAACAACAUUCUCGUUGGCGACGGAGGGGAGAUGACUGGUGUCAUUGAUUGGGAAUUCGUUUCCUUGGUGCCUUCAUGGAGGGUUUGUGAUUAUCCUGAAUUCUUGAGGCUCAAAAGUUCCCCACGAUUCUCGAAGCCCGAUCCAGCGACCUAUUCUCCUGAAGCUGAUGGGAGUCUGUCUGAGAUGUACUUUGAAGACUUGGAUGAGUAUGAGACGACCGUCCUCCGCAAAUUAUUCAUGGAAGAGAUGAAUCGAGUGGCCAAGCCGUGGGUGGAUCUUUUCGAUCAGGCGCAGACUUUGAAAGACUUUGAUCUUGCGGUGACACACUGUGACGACGUGUUCGGCCUGAGUGCUAUUGAAUCCUGGAUUACAGAUCUCGGCGAUGGCAAGGCUAAUUUGCAGAGCCUCCAAGAAAGAUGGUGGGCGAGUUACAUGUGA